Messenger RNA from Ambispora gerdemannii, 162 nucleotides. The record is from the annotation of a GenBank genome assembly. Lineage: Eukaryota; Fungi; Glomeromycota; Glomeromycetes; Archaeosporales; Ambisporaceae.
AUGGUAGAUGAAGAAAGUGAAUACCGUCACGUAACAUUGCCGCGAGCCAUAGCUCAAUACAUUCCACAAAACAGGCUCAUGCCCGAAGAUGAAUGGCGAAGCUACGGUGUUAUCCAAUCGGAAGGAUGGGAACACUAUAUGAUUCAUGGUGAGAAAAAUUGA